AUGGGACAUUCACGAUUGUCUUCUUCACCAGCACAGGUGGCUGUCCUGAUCGAUACCCACCCCCAGAACCCACCGGUCCACUUACUGCUUGUGGCCAGCAUUGUCAUCCGCAUGACAAUCACAGCAGUAGCCCGGCUGGCACAGUCCCCACCUCCCUGCUCGGCUGGCCACUCUGGCGAGGAAUGGGAUGACAAGUCUCCCUGCUCAGCCACUGAGUGGCCGGCCGAGCAGGGAGGCAGAGCAGCACUAGCCAAGGGACUGCUGCGACUGACGUACUGUCAACAACGGCGACUGUGGGCAGUGAGUGAUACGGAAGAUGCAAGUGAAACUGAUCUGGCAAAGCAUGAUGAGGAAGAUUACGUAGAAAUGAAGGAACAGAUGUAUCAGGAUAAAUUGGCAUCACUUAAGAGGCAGCUACAGCAAUUACAAGAAGGUACUUUGCAGGAAUAUCAGAAGAGAAUGAAAAAGCUGGAUCAGCAGUACAAGGAGAGGAUACGUAAUGCAGAGCUUUUUCUCCAGCUGGAAACAGAACAAGUAGAAAGGAACUACAUCAAGGAGAAGAAAGCAGCAGUGAAGGAAUUUGAAGAUAAAAAAAUUGAGCUGAAAGAAAAUUUAAUUGCUGAAUUAGAAGAAAAGAAAAAGAUGAUAGAGAGUGAGAAGUUAACCAUGGAGCUGACAGGUGAUUCCAUGGAAGUGAAGCCCAUCAUGACAAGAAAACUGAGGAGGCGGCCAAAUGAUCCUGUCCCCAUACCCGACAAGAGGAGGAAGCCAGCCCCCGCUCAGCUCAAUUAUCUCCUAACCGAUGAACAGAUAAUGGAGGAUCUGAGAACACUCAAUAAGCUUAAAUCACCCAAAAGACCAGCAUCUCCUUCAUCACCAGAACACCUUCCAGCUACGCCUGCUGAAUCCCCAGCGCAACGAUUUGAGGCCAGAAUAGAAGAUGGCAAACUUUACUAUGAUAAAAGAUGGUAUCACAAGAGCCAGGCUAUUUAUCUGGAGUCGAAAGAGAACACCAAAAUCAGCUGUGUGAUCAGCUCCGUGGGAGCCAACGAGAUCUGGGUAAGGAAAACCAGCGACAGCACAAAGAUGAGGAUCUACCUUGGCCAGCUCCAGCGAGGGGCGUUUGUGAUCCGCCGGCGGUCGGCCGCAUGACUUUCUGCCUGGGCAUCUCUGAUGUGUUAAAGACAAUCGGCUCUUGACGGAGACUUUGUGGUUGCUGUUGCUCUUUCCGGGUUUUACUGGUAGAAGACAUUGCUUCCCCUGGCCCUUCACGAAGCUGUCUGUAUGCUUCCCACAUGGUUCCGGUCAUCCUUGUCUCUCUUUGUGAGCUGAAGCAAGGCCCCGGAGCCUGACCUGAGGCUUUCGUUUCGCUUUCUUUUCCCCCAAAGACUCCUAAAGGAGAAGAGCUGCCAGUAUUCUCAACUCGUUCCAUGCUUAGGACAUGAAAAAGGAUGCGCCCGGUAUCUUAGCCUCUGCGGCGUGACACCAGCACAAUAUCCCAGUGGGGAUUUAACAUCCAAGAGGCCAUGAAUUGAGGAGGACGUGAAUCUGACUGUAAUGUAUGUUUCAAAAGCUAGCGUGUGAUAUUGCUGACUGAGAAGGGCCUACAAGGAAGUUGUUAGCAUGAGUUCGUGUGCAGGAGCCUGACAUUUCCAUUGCAUUUAUAAAAAAACAUGGUGAAGCAA
Messenger RNA from Pogona vitticeps (central bearded dragon), 1685 nucleotides. The record is from RefSeq and is a predicted model, not a curated record. NCBI's taxonomy places the organism in Eukaryota, Metazoa, Chordata, Lepidosauria, Squamata, Agamidae.